This is a messenger RNA of Amoebophrya sp. A25, 1526 nucleotides long. The record is from the annotation of a GenBank genome assembly. Lineage: Eukaryota; Dinophyceae; Syndiniales; Amoebophryaceae.
CGGAUGGAUACGAACCCGACUUGUGUUAUGCCAGGUGAUGUGACAAUUGUAAUCUUCGUGUACGAUGGUCCUAAGGCACUACGUACGUUACCGUUCUACGUGAGCUCUACACUGCCGUAAUACUCGCUCAUUUCAAGUCUUUUGUUUUCCUCGUAGGUCCCACCGCCAUUCAUCAAUGAUAGGAAGUCCUCCUCACUGUCGAUAGAACGGUGGUGGAGGCUUACCCUGUGGAAGGUGAAGUAACUCAUAUCCUAUCCUAACAGGGCAUAAGACCACUACACCUUAGUAGUUUCUGCAAGUGUUUCUAUUAAGACCAGAACUGAACAUCAUAAGUUCUAAUUUGUAGAUGAUAGAUAGGAUGUUUCUAAGAUUCUAAGGCCGACAAGAUUAUACCCUAUAGUUCUAAUACUCGCUUCGACGUUGCGUCCGUGAAUUCCGACAGCAAUGUGAUGUCAACGCUUUGGAGAAGUGCAUCGACGACUGCAAACAGCCUUUUGCAGACGAGUGCGAUCGACAUCAGUGUGUGGUGGAUUGUGCGAAGCUAAGAAUGGAUUGUGGAAGUUUUGCGGAUUGUUGUAAGUGAAUGAUGUGGGAACAAAGGUUUUAUUAUUAAAUAGUUAAUUCUAGUAGAUCUGCUUCGCUCGUCUUAUUCCUGUUAUGGUACUUCAUAGUCGCAUUCUAGAUCCCUUCAAGAGGACUUAGUAGGUACUCGUUAGAAGUGCAUUGAUGUGCAGGAUCCCUAACCCAACCUACCUUAACCUAAUCUACAGAGUUAGUGCCCUUGCUUCACGCCCAACUCUGUAGAUUAGGUUAAGGUACUAACAACCAAGCAAGGGUACUACCAACAAUGUGUGUUGGUUGUGCUACGUCUACUAAGCCAAUGCAUAUUUCUCAUUUAUUCCUUACUCUUACCGAUUCUCGAAUAUUCAAGUUUCCAGGUUUUAUCUACUUAACCCAAUCUACAGAGUUAGUGCCCUUGCUUCACGCUCUAAAGUAAGAAGACGAGAAUCCGGAAUGCCUCACGGCAUUUCUCGACACGUGUGAAGAGCUGAACGCAAAAACCGUGGAAGUCCAGAUUCAGGAGUUUGAAUUUGACGUAUUUACAGACUUUAGUCAAUAUGCCAAGACAGAUCCUAUCGUCAUCCAUCUCGAGUUUUGUCUCACCUCCAAUUUUUCAGCAUUUCGUAUUAAUUUCAACCCCGACGUAACUCGGAGACGACUAAGGGAGUACUAAAGCAAUUCAUGUUCAGCCCGUUUCAUCCACAACGGCUCCACCAGCAGGUUCUUCUUAUAUCCCCAAUUUUUCAUGCCAUGUCAUUCCUCGAAGCUCUGGCACUUUCCUCAAGGUUACAGACAAUUCAUAGCCAACCACAUUCUUCGUUCAGCCCGUGCUGUCUACGACGGCCCCCCCAGCAGGAUUGGGGGACGAUAGCGGUCUCGCGCCGAUCCUUCCAGCACAAGUGGACUACCAGUGCAACGUCGUCUGUGGCCUCUGUGCAUCGAAGUUCUCGCGAGUUUCGACUUAA